AUGUCAAGCUUGGUACCAAACAGCAGGAACGUGACUCUUUAUGAGGACAAUCAGAGCUGUCCAGUGCUAGACAUUGGCCUGUAUGCAACUCUUACUAUGCCAACUCUGCAAGCAUUUGGAUCAAGCUUUGCAGAUGAAUUCAGCGUACUGAUUCAGCUGCGUAGCUCGCAGGACGUGGACCGAAGUUUGUUGACUUUGCUGAACUUCUAUAAUCACAUUUUACUCCAGAUCCGUAUAGGCCCACACAGCAUCACCUUCAUCACCACACAGCACCGUGAUUAUGAGUUUUCAGUGUCAGGCCUGUCUGACUCUCAGUGGCACUGGAUCUCUUUUGGCGUUUCGUUUGAAUGGUUGUCUGUGUAUCUGGACUGUGUGCUGGUGGAGAAAGUGAGCUGGAUGUACCCUUACAUGGGUAUCACUACAGAUGGCCUGCUGAUGGUGGGAGGCAUCCUAGAGGGGUUUGAGACGCCCUUUGAGGGAGAACUGAGACAGAUGACUUUCAUAAUGGGAGACUCAAAUGCUGCCAAGGAUCACUGUGCUUUUUACCAGCAUAUGUGUGAACCUCUGAUAGGACACGGCUUUACUGAUACUGGAAAGAGCACUGAGAGCCCUUUCUUGUCCUUAGCUGACUUGACAGGGGACCAAGCUUUACCAUCAGAGUCCUUAACAGAUCCAGAUGACAUCAUUGAUAUGCGUUCAGUUCGACGAUUCCGGCCUGACUUCAGAGAAUCCCAUAAUCUGUUUUACACAGCAGGCCGCUUUGAGGUCAAAUAUCAUUGUGUAUAG
Messenger RNA from Paramisgurnus dabryanus, 786 nucleotides. Lineage: Eukaryota; Metazoa; Chordata; Actinopteri; Cypriniformes; Cobitidae. The record is from RefSeq and is a predicted model, not a curated record.